AUGGUCGGUGAUACGCGAUUUUCCACCGACUCACGAGUCAGAAAGGCCCCGAACCGUCAGUCACGGUCCUGUAAGGUCUGCCGGCUCCGGAAAGUCAAGUGUGACCGAGUCAAGCCCUGUCAUGCCUGCUGUGCUCAUGGAUACCCGUCCAAGUGCGUGUAUGAGCACGUCCCCGACGAAGAAGCACGCCCCAUCAGCCAAGCGGAGGAGAUUCAGAACCUACGGGCGGAGAUCCGCGACCUUCGGGGAAGACUAGAUGAUAAUCUGAAUGGUAUGCUUGUAGGCCCCGCUCAUUCCUUCCCGCAGUGUGUGGCAACGUCAUGUGGAUGCGGAAUAAUUGCUGAUGUCUGUGCAGGAUCUGGGGCCCACGAUCUCCAGCGCCUGGACCAGCUCGAGAACCUAUUUGAGUCUAUUCGCUCUGCACCAACCCCAUUAGUCGAUAAUCUUGUUCGUGACAUUCGGGCCGCACAUGUCGGCCUUAAGAAAGAUUUGGUUCCUGUCGGACCAUGGGAAGGCAGGGAAGCAUAUGAAUCAUACGAUUAUCCCUUAAGCCCUUCGUCAACUUUGCCGGUUCGGACUCGUCUAUUAUUAACCCCGGAUGAAGACUUCAAUAAUUUCCAAGCUGAGGGUGACGAUGACAGCGACUUCGAGCGUAUGUCGCUGAGCAGUGGCUCCGACUCGUCUGGCACGAUCUCGGUUAUGAGCAUGCAGAGACCCGCUGUGGAUGUGUUCGUCGAGAGAUUUGUCGAUGCAUUUAGCCCAGAAGUGGAUGUUAAAUCCGGAAGAGCCGGUGCAUUACGAGCUGCCGCCGGAAUUCGAAUGUUCUCACCACUCAUAACAGAUGCUUUUGAGGCUGUUUCGGUGGCAUUCUUUGGCCGUUCUGUGCAGAAUAAACAAAUCGAGGCAUCCGGGUUCCGCAUUUACCCCCGUGUACUACGUGCAUUGCAGGAUGCCUUGGUGGACCCUGAAAAGUGCAAAGCGGAGUCAACACUGGUAACGGUGAUUCUCUUGCUGGCUUUCGAGAGCGUUGAACGUACUACUCAGAGUGGUGUCUCGGCUCAUGUCCGAGGAGCAGUGCGCUUGAUCGAACACCGCGGGCCAGAAAAUCACAUGUAUGGGGUUGAACAUCUUUUAUUUACAGAACUCCGGCCUUAUUGGAUUGGCGCCGCUCUGGCAGCCCGACAACCUUCAUUCCUGGCCCGUGAAGAGUGGAAAACUAUUCCGUGGUCAGCAGGGACCACCCAAAAGGAUAUCCUCCACAGUCUGCUCGACCUAGCCACCGAGGUCCCAGGUUUACUAGCGAUGUCCGAUGCCUUCAAAGAAGCACAAAUCACAUCUCUCAUGGGGACACAAGAGAUGGCUGUCAAACAGUCUACGCUUUGGAAUGGAAUCCGCGAGCUUACAGCUCGUUUCUAUCAAUGGUACGAAGACAACGUUGUUGCAUACCCUGAUGGGCCACCACAGGAAGCCGAACAAACCGGCGACCAGGGUUUCCCGGUUUUCCAACGCCGCGACCUGCGCACAGGGGCUACUUUCACCCCAACCAGAUUUACAUAUCCUAACCUGCUUCUCGCACAAACUAUGUGUGUUUACUACGCCGUGCGGUUAGUUUUGUCCUCAAUCGACAAUCGGCCACACGAUCGCGUCUCGCCCUUGGAACAGUACGACUUGGGCUGCGGGAUCUGCCGCUCGUUGGAAUUUUAUAUCCUCACUGCGCCGGGCAACAUGAUCAAUCGUCUUGCAUUCCCCACUCGGGUCGCUUGGGAAGCAUUCCCAGACGGGGGUCCAGAGCGCCGUUUCAUGAUUGAGGUGCUGCGACUAGUUGAGAGGCGGCAUUCUCUAGGGCUUUGGGGCAGUGCCAUGCCAGAGUUAUCUACAAAAGAAUCGUCGCCACUGAAUACAGGUAGUUCGUAG
Messenger RNA from Penicillium coprophilum, 1914 nucleotides. RefSeq names its product Zn(II)2Cys6 transcription factor domain-containing protein. NCBI's taxonomy places the organism in Eukaryota, Fungi, Ascomycota, Eurotiomycetes, Eurotiales, Aspergillaceae. Gene Ontology annotation, biological process: regulation of DNA-templated transcription. The coding region runs from base 1 to 1914 and encodes 637 amino acids. The record is from RefSeq and is a predicted model, not a curated record. The transcript has 5 exons. Gene Ontology annotation, molecular function: zinc ion binding; DNA-binding transcription factor activity, RNA polymerase II-specific.